Molecule: messenger RNA, 2229 nt
Organism: Diplodia corticola
Lineage: Eukaryota; Fungi; Ascomycota; Dothideomycetes; Botryosphaeriales; Botryosphaeriaceae
Product: c6 finger domain protein
Exons: 5
Coding region: 1-2229 (742 amino acids)
Biological process (GO): positive regulation of transcription by RNA polymerase II
Cellular component (GO): nucleus
Molecular function (GO): transcription cis-regulatory region binding; DNA-binding transcription factor activity, RNA polymerase II-specific; zinc ion binding
Source: RefSeq, a predicted model, not a curated record
AUGGCCGGCCACUUCAGUAACAUGUCCGGCAUGCCGCCAUACUUUGCCAUGAAUGCCCAACGGCCGAUGAUGCCCAUGGACAACAGUUAUCCUCCGCCUAGCUUCGCCCACGGCCUGCAGCCCUUCCAGACGCUUUCAUCCGAGAACCUCCGCCAGAGCUACGCCGACCUCGACGAUCCCAGCCGGACAAUGCUUCCCGCCCAAGGCUCCUCCAGAGCCCGUCGGAGGCCGGCGCCUGGCGCUGAGCAUGUGAAACACCGCAGGACUCGGAGCGGGUGCUACACCUGCAGAAACAGGCGGGUCAAGUGCGAUGAGACGCACCCAAUCUGUGAAAGAUGCCGCAAAGGAAACAGAGAGUGCAUCUAUCCGGAGCCCGCCGUAACCAACAAGUCCAGCCGUACCAAGACCAAAGGUUCCUCGCCUCAGAGCACUUCGUCUGCCGACGAGGAAGAUGCGGACGCAAAGGCGCCGCUGCCUUCGAUUCCCGAUGAGGAUGAGCCCUGCGACGGAGCCAGCCACCACGCCAGCGUUUCGACCGCAAGCCGUCGCAGUCGAGAGCCGUCCAAUACGCCCUCGUUGACCCACGGCAAGAGCCCGUCUCCCUCUACGGAAGGAUCAAGCACAAUCCCCCACGCCCAGCCACGGCCUGUGCCAUCCCGGACAUCCAGUCGAUCAAAUCUGCGCAAGUCCCCCAUGGAACGCACCUGGGCUGAACUCCCGUCCGACGUCCGCUACUAUCUCGACUGGUUCCGAAACAACAUCACAUGCCACCAUUACUGCCUGAAGUAUGAUGGAGCCGACUUCAUGCGCACGACCCUGCUCGAGAUUGCCGUGCAUAACGACCACCUCCUAUAUGCCGUUGUCGGUUUCGCCGCGUACCACCACACCUUGACAAAACCGGGUGGGAGAAUUGCGGACUUCCUUAGCUUCUACAACAGAUCGGUCCAGCUGCUCCGCAUGUCACUGCAGCGCAACCAGAGACGGACGCCUGCCACUCUCCUGACAAUUUUGCAGCUGGCCACUAUCGAGGAAUACCUGGGCGAUUGGGUGAGCCUCAUUGGCCAUCAAAGAGCCGCGUACGAGAUAAUCACUUCCAUGUACACACCUCAGACGAUUAUGCAAAACGAGACCCUCCGCAGGAUCAUCACCUGGUAUCAGCGCUUCGACCUCAUGGGCGGCAUCAUGUCCGGAUAUGAAACAGUGCUCGGGCGCGAUUGGUUCCUGGCCUGCACCGACUAUUACACCCAGCAGACCCGUGACAAACCUCACGAUGUGGGUUGCAAGUUCGACGAGAGGUUGUCCUUGUGCCGGUUGUUCGCCAACGACUCGUCGACUUUGUUUGCCAGGAAGGCAAAGGGUCAGAUCAGCGAUGAGGUUUUUGCAGCCGAAUGCAUGGCUUUGGAGAAGAGAAUCGACGACUGGCUUGACCAGCUUGACCCCUCCCUCACGGAUCCGGCGAAACACAUAACAAACUUUGACGGGUGCCCCCCACGCGAGGUCAAUGAUGUCGUUGAUCCGUACGAUCCGCAAUUCAUGUACGGCGACGAGCUUUUCCCUAUGAACAUCGUUUUCAUCGAUUAUUGGGCCAUCGCUCUCAUGUUCAAGAUGCAGCUGUGCAAUGUCUUCGAGAGGGAACCGGCUCCAGAGGUACACAAGAUUGCUUUUGACAUCUGCAAGAUGUUUGAGUCACUCGAGAUGUACACCAACAGCCCACCAGGCAUUGUCGUUGAGGCUAGUGCCGCUCUCGGAAUGGGCGUUGUUCAUCUUCCCAGAGACGAACAGCACAUUACAUGGGGCAGGCGCAAGUUUGCCAAGGUGGAAGCGCAAGGGUACAUAUACCCGUCGAGCAUGCGGACAGGCUUGAGCCAGGCCUGGGGCGUGGAUGUGUCGUACUGGUGGCUGCCAAACAACGAAGCCAUGCCCGAAAUCGUCUCUCAAAUUCGCGGCUUCAUCGAGGAACGUGCCACGUUCCCAAAGGAUCAGAACAGACAAGAUCUCCGUGAAAUGCGCGGAAUCUUUGAGAACCUCAGCGUCAAGGAGCGAAAAGGAAGUGGAGCCAGCCAUGACUCAGCAUCUGUUGCAGCCGCUGCUGCUUCUUUCAAUCUCGGCGCCACUGGCGAGGAACUUGCCAGCAUGGACUUUGGCGCCGGCGAUGCCAUGAUUUACGAGAACAGUCCGGAUUAUGGGUGGAGCUACAGCCCACAGAGCACUCAGUUCUCGGACCGCUGA